GUGAGCUCUGAGAUGUGGGAGGAGGGAACGGGAUUCUGAGUGGCCGGGCAGCUGGCGAUACAGGUGAGGGAGCUAGUUCUCGUAUCACAUAGCGUGAUACACACCUGUAUCACAUGGCAUCUCCUACCCUGCAACACUACAGCCAUAUCACCUUGUGCUAACUUCCACUAACUUCCACACCUUCCAAUACUGGAAUUAUCAGGGAUUUCCCCAACCUGUUGGAAUAUUUCCAAAAUGGCAUUCAAAAGAGUUGUAUAUUUUGUGAUAUUCACAGUUUUUGUGAUUGGUAAAUCUGCCGCUGAGGAGUCAGAGGACUGUGACAAGAAGCAUGAUGUGAAGGAACCCAACUGGCCAUUCCAGAUGAAGGCUGGUCAGAACGUGAACUACAUGCCCGUCAUGCCCAUGGCCAUGCCAGUGAUGCAGGGACAGAAGGGUGAACCCGGCGUCUGUGACAGCAGUCAGUGUAAAUGUGACUGCAGCAACAUCGUCGACCAAGCAACUUCCAGACACGAACGCAGAGCUUUACGAGCUUCUCAGGACGUACCCUAUAGACGUAAUCAACCGAGUAACUACCAACAGUAUCGGGGUUCAGGUCCACAAAAUGUUCAAAUGCAUGGAGUAAAGGGUGAGAAGGGGUCGAGGGGGGAGAUGGGUUCGAGGGGGGAGAUGGGUGUUCCGGGGCUGCCGGGCGCCAGAGGACCCCCUGGCGCCAUGGGUCAGAAGGGAGAACCGGGAAGAUCUGCAUCAAGGGGGUCAUCUCGCAGCGCCCCUGGGAUGCAGGGCCCACCGGGAAUACGAGGGUUCCCAGGUCCUGUUGGGUCUCGGGGACCUGCUGGUGUCGCAGGGAAACCGGGACGUCCGGGAUCUUUGGGUAUUCCUGGUCAGAAAGGUGAACCUGGCAAGACAGGAUUGCAAGGAGCAGACGGCCUUCCGGGCCGGAACGGAGAUCGGGGAGCGCCUGGCGUGCCAGGAGUGCCAGGAUUGACAGGUCAAGGCAGCGGUUCGAACCAGAAGCGUGUUGCAUUCACCGCCGCACUUACAGAAAACGUCGGCCCAGUGAACCUGGCCACUCCACUCAAAUACAGAGACAUCGUCCUGAACGAAGGUGCAGCCUACAACCUCAUCACCGGCAUCUUCACAGCUCCGCACAACGGCACGUACGUCCUGUCCUACAAUGCCUUGUCCCAGUACGGGCGAGCCGUGGAACUGACGCUGCUCCACAACGCAAAGAUCAUCAGCUCCGUCCAUUCCCGUGAGACGGGCGGCUACACAGGCGUCAGCAACACCAUCGCUGUUCGCCUGGCGGUAGGAGACAGACUGUGGAUCGAGCUGAGCGCGGGUAUUUACUACGUGUAUGGAGACACUGGCAGGCACUCACUGUUUUCAGGAUACCUAUUGUAUGCAGACUGAAGACACGACGAAACUGACGACUGUCAUUCGCAAUAUUUCAUUUUGGAUCAUUGAACUUUGUUACAGAGAAUUGUGAGACAUUUAUUUGACAUCAAUAUUGCAACAAUUAAUCAACUGAUAUUUUUGUAGCAAAACUUAAGAAUUGGAUUAUUUCACAUAAUCCCCAUUUCAUAUGGAUUAUGGUGCUGUCGUUACAACAUACAACUGUACACAUUUCAUCAACCAAAGUCUGAAUGUGAAAAGUGUUUCGGGACGAGCCUUUGUUUUGACUUGGACUGACAGUGUACAGAUAUCUGAACAGAAUCACGGUUUGAUUGGCAUUCUAGAAGUUGGCGAGUAAGUAAGAAAAGGAAAUCUUUAUGGAUAACAGCUUCUUGUUUAUCGCAUAUUGCAACGUUUGGAUGUAGAUUCUCACAAUGUUAUCCCGCUUGAUAACGGUGUAAGAUCUACAUUGAAUCGUGGCUAUACGCAAUAAACCAGAAGUUGUUAUCCAUAUAGAUCUACGUUUUCUUAAGUACAAAGUCAGAACAAACACCGGAUUAUUGUGGUGAAACUGUGAAGGCGGCCCCAGUACUGUUGGGCCCCCAGUGUGUGGCCUUCACACCAUCUUCCCGAGGCAAGAGAGUUAACUGACUUUAAAAGUCCAGUUUCCACCCUUGCCGAACUAGGCUGGUAUUCCUGGGCUCAUUCGUAGCGCCACCAGUGGUCAUUUUGAGUUAUGUCCCU
This is a messenger RNA of Haliotis rufescens (red abalone), 2136 nucleotides long. Its product is annotated as collagen alpha-2(VIII) chain-like. The transcript has 3 exons. Bases 235 to 1410 code for a protein of 391 amino acids. Lineage: Eukaryota; Metazoa; Mollusca; Gastropoda; Lepetellida; Haliotidae. The record is from RefSeq and is a predicted model, not a curated record. Gene Ontology annotation, molecular function: protein binding.